Molecule: messenger RNA, 2113 nt
Organism: Psammomys obesus (fat sand rat)
Lineage: Eukaryota; Metazoa; Chordata; Mammalia; Rodentia; Muridae
Gene: Dctd
Product: dCMP deaminase
Exons: 6
Coding region: 349-885 (178 amino acids)
Biological process (GO): dTMP biosynthetic process; dUMP biosynthetic process
Cellular component (GO): cytoplasm
Molecular function (GO): dCMP deaminase activity; zinc ion binding
Source: RefSeq, a predicted model, not a curated record
GCGCGCGCGGCGGCGGCCGGGGUGGCCCGGGUUGGCGGACGGGGCGAGCCGUGCUCUGCAGCCCCGGCGGAGCGAGCGGACGGCGGGCGCGACCCCACGGCUCGGGCCGGGCCCAGUCGGGCUCGCCGCGGUGCAGGGAGGGCGCCUCCCCGAGUCCCUCCCGGCGCCCACGUGGUGGGGAGGAUGGAGGCUUGAGAACCCCGGCAGCCGAGCUGGGGCGGUUUCCAGGACGGUGCGUCCUGUCCGGGCUGAGGUGGAGCAGUUUCUCCCUGGACUGGUGACAUCCCAGCCUCAGUUUCCUCGUGGCGAAGCUGCUCGUGGGUGGCGGCACACGGCGUUAGACCCAACAUGAGUGACAUUUCCUGCAAAAAACGGGAUGACUAUUUGGAGUGGCCUGAGUAUUUCAUGGCGGUGGCCUUCUUGUCGGCCCAGAGAAGCAAGGAUCCAAGUUCCCAGGUUGGAGCCUGCAUUGUGAACACAGAAAACAAGAUUGUUGGGAUCGGGUACAAUGGAAUGCCGAAUGGCUGUAGUGAUGACCUGUUGCCUUGGAGGAGAACGGCAGAAAAGAAGCUGGAUACGAAGUAUCCUUAUGUGUGCCAUGCGGAACUGAACGCCAUCAUGAACAAGAACUCGGCUGACGUGAAGGGCUGCAGUAUGUACGUCGCCCUGUUCCCGUGUAAUGAAUGUGCUAAGCUCAUCAUCCAGGCAGGUAUAAAAGAAGUCAUUUUUAUGUCGGAUAAAUACCAUGACAGUGAAGAGACCACGGCCGCCAGGCUCAUGUUCAAACUGGCUGGGGUUACGUUCAGAAAAUUCACACCAAAGUACAGCAAGAUUGUCAUCGACUUUGACUCCAUCAAUAGCCAACCGAGUCAGAAGCCCCAGUGAGGCCCAUCUUGUUAACUCCCCAGAUGAGAUCCCCACCCCCACCCCCAAGAAGCCGCUGGUGCCUUUUGUCUUGAAGCCACUCGCAGCUGUUUAAUAGCCAGCCUAGCACACGUACCUAGCUAAGGUCUGUAAAACUCCGCACCUUCUCUGCCGUUCCUGCCACCUCAUGAUCUACAUCGGUUUAAGCUAUUGAUUUGGUUUGACUUGGAAACCGAGGGCCUGCCCGUGGGAGCUGGGGUGAAAGGUCUCUCCACCUUCCGCAGAGCUUGUGUGCCCACGGUGAGGGCAGCUCCACAGAAGAAUGUCAGCCCUCUGUCAUCCACCGAAUCCCGACAGCCGCUCCUCACUGCUUCGUGGGCUGGAAGGACAUACGAAUAAUUGCUUCUUGAGUUUUUAGCAGUGAGCAGACACACUGAUGGGAAAAUCUGGCCCAAAUGAAGCAUACCCUUGGAAAAACAAAUAGGACCAAAACGAUGGUGGUGCUGACAGAUUGGCCGCAGACGACUUGUGGGGGGAAGGCUGAGGGUGCCAUUUGUCCUGGCAGGAGAUCAGCACAACGGAACCAGGACCAUCCCCUCGGUUCCCACUCCGCUCCCACGCACAGCAGUGGCUUUCCGUCCCUGUGGAGGGAAGGGACCCCUGUGGUUCCAGCUUCUUAUCCUUGGUUUGUUGGUCACACGGCACCGUUAAAUCUACCCAAGUAAUAAGUGGAUCCUAGAGGACGCGGCUCAUCACUCCCGGUAGACCGCGCCCCGUGUGGUGACAGCUGGGGCUGUACGUAUGGAUGACGAGCGGCAUCCCGGAACCCCGUUCCUCCUGCUGUGCGGAAACAUGCCGCCCCUGCUCCACGUGCCAACACGGUUCAUUUCCAAGGGCACCCGGCAACCAGAGAGUACAUUCAUUCCUGUCCUGUAAGAGAUUCGUGGGAAAUCCUGCCUGCCUGGAGGCGGCAGUUGCACCUCGUUUGUGCCUUCACCCGCACAGGCAGCAUCUUCUGAUGGUGUAGUUGGGGAACACUUCGCUGUGUACUCUGCUUUUAACUUCACUUAACCUCUGUUAGACACAUUCAGUGCCUUUGAUAAAAUGUUUUCUUUAUCCGAGAUUAUUACCUUUUUUGGGGUGCUCUUUUUUUUUUCUCUCAUGGUUUUCUAGUUCAUCUCUUGAGAUUUUUUUUUUUAACUCUAUUCCUGAACAUUUUUGUAAUUUGGCUCUUUCCCAAUAUUAUUAA